CAGAACGAGGAGAGACAGCAGGGCCCAGGGCACCCUCGGCGGGCGGGCGGACCCAGGCAGUGAGGGCCUGUGGCCUGCCGGCCAGGGCAGCGGCGUGGCGGCGGGCGCGGCGGGGACCUGCGCGAGGAAGCCCUGAGCCCUCGGCGGGCUGCGAGCGACUCCCCGGCGAUGCCGCACAACUCCAUCAGAUCCGGCCAUGGAGGGCUGAACCAGCUGGGAGGGGCCUUUGUGAACGGCAGACCUCUGCCUGAAGUGGUACGUCAACGCAUCGUGGACCUGGCCCACCAGGGCGUGAGGCCCUGUGACAUCUCCCGCCAGCUCCGAGUCAGCCAUGGCUGUGUCAGCAAGAUCCUUGGCAGGUACUACGAGACUGGAAGCAUCCGGCCUGGAGUGAUAGGGGGCUCUAAGCCUAAGGUGGCCACCCCCAAGGUGGUGGAGAAGAUUGGAGACUACAAACGGCAGAACCCUACCAUGUUUGCCUGGGAGAUCCGAGACCGGCUCCUGGCUGAGGGUGUCUGUGACAACGACACUGUGCCCAGUGUCAGCUCUAUCAACAGAAUCAUCCGGACCAAAGUGCAGCAACCGUUCAACCUCCCCAUGGACAGCUGUGUGGCCACCAAGUCCCUGAGCCCAGGACACACGCUGAUCCCCAGUUCAGCUGUCACGCCCCCAGAGUCACCCCAGUCAGACUCCCUGGGAUCCACCUACUCCAUCAACGGGCUCCUGGGGAUUGCUCAGCCCGGCAGCGACAGCAAGAGGAAGAUGGAUGACAGUGACCAGGACAGCUGCCGGCUGAGCAUCGACUCCCAGAGCAGCAGCAGCGGGCCCCGCAAGCACCUUCGCACGGACGCCUUCAGCCAACACCACCUUGAGCCACUCGAGUGCCCAUUCGAGCGGCAGCACUACCCGGAGGCCUAUGCCUCCCCCAGCCACACCAAAGGCGAGCAGGGCCUCUACCCGCUGCCCCUGCUCAACAGCGCCGCCCUGGACGACGGCAAGGCCACCCUGACCCCUUCCAAUACACCCCUGGGGCGCAACCUCUCGACUCACCAGACCUACCCCGUGGUGGCAGAUCCUCAUUCACCCUUCGCCAUAAAGCAGGAAACCCCCGAGGUGUCCAGUUCUAGCUCCACCCCUUCCUCUUUAUCUAGCUCCGCCUUUUUGGAUCUGCAGCAAGUCGGCGGCGCCGGGGUCCCAGCCGGUGCCUCGGUCCCGCCCUUCAAUGCCUUUCCCCAUGCUGCCUCCGUGUACGGGCAGUUCACGGGCCAGGCCCUCCUCUCAGGGAGAGAGAUGGUGGGACCCACACUGCCCGGAUACCCACCCCACAUCCCCACCAGUGGACAGGGCAGCUAUGCCUCUUCUGCCAUCGCAGGCAUGGUGGCAGGAAGCGAAUACUCUGGCAAUGCCUACGGCCACACCCCCUACUCCUCCUACGGCGAGGCCUGGCGUUUCCCCAACUCCAGCUUGCUGAGUUCCCCAUAUUAUUACAGUUCCACAUCAAGGCCAAGUGCGCCACCCACCACCGCCACGGCCUUUGACCAUCUGUAG
Messenger RNA from Canis lupus familiaris (dog), 1548 nucleotides. RefSeq names its product paired box 8 (gene PAX8). Gene Ontology annotation, biological process: regulation of transcription by RNA polymerase II; anatomical structure development. Gene Ontology annotation, molecular function: RNA polymerase II cis-regulatory region sequence-specific DNA binding; DNA-binding transcription factor activity, RNA polymerase II-specific. The transcript has 12 exons. The record is from RefSeq and is marked validated. Lineage: Eukaryota; Metazoa; Chordata; Mammalia; Carnivora; Canidae. Bases 169 to 1548 code for a protein of 459 amino acids.